AUGCUCCUCUCCCGCGCCCGCCGCCUCGACCUCGCGCCGCCUCCCUCGCAGGUCGCAGGGCCUCACCCAGCCCCCGCGCACCAGGCGGCCCUGAGCGCACCGGGACAACAACAAAAAAAGUGCGCCCGGCCCACGGAGACACUCUUUGGCUUCGGUUUACAAACCCCCGCUCUGGAGGGAAAAGGAAAAAAAAACCCUCUGCCCGCCGCCACCUCUCACCUCGCCCCCCCCGCAGCCCCCUCCCACCGCUCUCGCCGCCGCUGCCGAGGCUGCCGCCCCGGUGCGCCCCGGCGAGGCAUUUUCGCACCACGCCACUGCCGAGAGAGGGAGCGAGAUGGACGCGAGAUAACCGCGCGGAGGGAUCCGCGCGGAGGCGACACUCUGCACCCGACGGGACGCCUCACGCUGGCGCGAAGAUGCCUCCGCCAGCCUUAA
Molecule: messenger RNA, 435 nt
Organism: Rangifer tarandus platyrhynchus (Svalbard reindeer)
Lineage: Eukaryota; Metazoa; Chordata; Mammalia; Artiodactyla; Cervidae
Source: the annotation of a GenBank genome assembly